Molecule: messenger RNA, 1275 nt
Organism: Psilocybe cubensis
Lineage: Eukaryota; Fungi; Basidiomycota; Agaricomycetes; Agaricales; Agrocybaceae
Exons: 5
Coding region: 1-1275 (424 amino acids)
Molecular function (GO): protein binding
Source: RefSeq, a predicted model, not a curated record
AUGACAUCAUUUUUGAAACACCUUGUAAAGACGAUAAACACCUACAUCGCACUGCUAGCGGAAAAUUCAGUACCGGAUCAAAGCCCCUUAAAAGGCCAGGUCUUAAGAGAACCGUCAUCGGUUUCUCAAAAACGAAAGAGGAUGGACGGAGAGAAAAAAGAAAUUCUACGCAAGAAGUGUCGUGUUACAUCAUCGAUAUUACAACCGGCGGCGGAGUUUCUAGACCUUCCUCACGACAUCCAUCAUCUUAUCAUAAGCCAAUUUCUUGAUCCUGUCGAUAUUCUGUCGCUCGCGCAUACCUCCAAUGCUCUCCGAGCUCUUUGUUAUGACCUGUACCUAGAACGUCAAGGCGUCCUUCAAAUUGGUAUUUGUUCUGAGUCCGACAUCUGCAAGCGCCACAUGACUAUCAGGAUCACAGAAUACAUUCCUCGCUUAGCUCUUUUCAUCCUUUUGUCGGCCCUCUCCUCUGACCAUUUUUCCCGAGUUCGCGCUUGCUUGUGGAUUGAUCUGGCCUCUCUAUAUUACUUCGAAGACAUGAUAUUCAACUUUCUUGAGGAAUCACAGCUUGUUGUCGCAGGUCUUUAUUUCUCAUACGGCUGCAAGUCCCUUCAGGCGCUUUCCUCCGAAGUCCCAGGACAAAUGAGCAGACUUUUAGCCUCAAUCGGUACAUCCUGCACUCUCCUGCAUAUCUGGGAACGAUCAGAAAGCAACCGAGCCAUGACCGCUAUGCGUUUUUCCAGGCCCAACUCCGGGUCUAAUCGUAUACACAAUAUUCACCGUGCAGCAGACUCUGUUCUAUCUAUGGAUUUGACACUGUCCAUUUUUGAUUCACCCUCAACCCGUACCCUCGCGCCGCUGUUACUCAAAGGAUCAUCCAUCACGUCUUUAGUGCUAUCUUGCGCCAACACCGCCAUGCUCCUCAACAUCCUUGAUGAGGUACAAAUGCCAGCGCUGUUGACGAUGGGCCUUUUUGUUUUAUCAGAUGUGUCUGGAAUCUCUUUCCCAUCCCAAUUUUUCUCUCAACAUCCAACUCUACAGCGUCUAACUGUAACAAACAGCGGCAGUGACUCUGUCAAUGGCGUCCCUCAGGAAUCUAUUCUCAACCUUCCCCCUCUUCGUGCCAUCACCAUUUCAUCCAAUUAUUAUGGUUGGACAAUGACUGACGAGUCACUGCUGUCAUCCGUCGUUCUCCCCUCCAUCGUCGUUGAUAAUUCCAAGUCAGAGGACUGGGCAGCUUUCAAUCUACUUAUCAAAGUGGCUAAGCUGGUUUCCUGA